This is a messenger RNA of Symbiodinium necroappetens, 2357 nucleotides long. The record is from the annotation of a GenBank genome assembly. Lineage: Eukaryota; Dinophyceae; Suessiales; Symbiodiniaceae.
GCUGCAUUCACACUUGGAGCGAUUUCACGCAGUCCGGCGGCGCGGUGAGCCUGGCGGGCUGCAAAGCCAGUCGCGGAGGAGGUGGCAUUUGCUCGCGUGGCAACAUUACGAUAGAGGAGAUGGCCACGCUGACCAUCGGGGACUCCCAGGCUGACAGAGGCGGAGGCAUCCUGACGACGUGGAUCCACAAUAAGGCAAGGCGGCUGCAGGUGUUCAACUGCUCUGCCGCGAGCCACGGCGGCUGUGUCUACGUGAGAGACGGGGCCGAGCUCGCUGCCCCGCUGUCUUUGAGGGGCUGCAAAGCAAAAGGCACAGGUGGUGCCAUCUAUGCCCAAGGAAAGCUCGUGUCGCAGCAGAUCAGCUGCACCCAUUGCCAUGCUCCGACUUCAGCGUGCCUGCACCUGGAGUCUGGCGAGGCAAACAUCGCAAGCCUGAUGCUUCACAGCGGAUCAAGUCUCGUGCCAGCGUCUCCAAACGUUAUUGCGGCUGGAGAUGAAGCGGUCGUGACGCUUGACAGAGUGGACUGCAGCGAAGUACCCGGCUGCACCCUGGCUGUCGCGCAGAUGCAGCUGGCACGGCUCCUGUGUCAGCGAGGAGAGAGCCGCCAAUCCCUGGCAGACGACGAUAGCACGUCGUGCCGAGAAUGCCCAGCGAGACAGAUCCGCCUCGUUGCGGUCGAUAAGGAAGAUGCCCGCUGCACUCCGUGCCCCAACAUGGGGAACGUCACCAUUGGCUGCACAUCCACGGAGCUGCGUGUGCCGCCCGGCUACAUGGUGGAGUUCGAUCGUGACGUGGCCGCCGAUUUCUCUGCCUGGUAUCGGUGCCCCAAUGAGAUGGCCUGCCGCGGCGGACACUUCAAUGCCAGCAGCGUCCCCGGGGCGCGCGCGGAGGAGCUGGAGCCCAUGUGUGAAGAGGGUUAUCGUGGCCCCGGGUGCACGAGCUGCACUGAAGGCCACGCGCGUGCAGAUGCAGAUGUUCUGCAGUGCAUCCCCUGCGCCAACUGGACAACCUCACCAAAGCAGGUGGUGUGGUACGUCAGCUUCUUUCUCUUGAAGAACCUGGCCCUCUUCGUUUCGGCCGUUGUCAGUGUGGAGGGCAGCGGGGGCAAAAGGGCCGCCAGUGCCACGCUGCUGAAUCAGGCCAUGUCCUUCGCCGCUGUAGCCGGUGUGACCAUGUCCGGCGCCAUGCAGACGGGCACUUUCAAGAAAGAUCUCGACAAUGCAGCAAAGGUUGCCCUCCACCUGUUGGCUGUGCCGGCAUCCGUCGCCCAGGGGCAAGGCUCCAGUGAUGGCGGCGGCAGCAGCAGCAUGUCAGGCCAGUGCCUGCUUCAGCUGCUUAACAUGGACAGCGGCAUCCACCACGUCCACAUGCUAAUGUCCCUCUGGCCAGCGCUGCUUGUGGCAGGUCUCGCCGUGUUGAAGGGCGGCUGGCUUGCGGCCGUGGUUGGAAGCAACGUGUUCCUGCCAGCCUUCAUCGCCGGAUUCGGAAAGUACCUCGUGGCUUUCCGGCUGCGGCCUGAAUCAGAAAACGAGGCCCUGGCCUUCGCGCUGCAUCUGGAUUUCCUUCCCCCCGACCCGCAGAUGAGUUCCUACGUUCCGCUGCGGAUCGCAGCAGUGCUGGGUGCCAUCGUGGGCUUCUCCGCGCUGAGCGUGUGCAGCUGGAUCUACACUGUCAGAACCCGAUCGCCGAAGGAGACACGACCGCACGUGGCCUAUUUGAUUCAGGCAUACCGACCUGAGUGUGCCAUUUGGGAGGUGGAGCGGCUGAUGCGUAAGGUGGUCCUUUCGCUGAUCGCCACCGUCCUGCCUGUCACUUUGUCGCCCGCACUUCAGAUGGAAGCCGUGACUCUGGUUCUCAUCGCGUCCCUGGUGGCGCAUUUAUACUUCUGGCCAUAUCAGGCAGAUGACUGGAACCGUGCAGAGAUCGGCCUUUUGAUUGUGAGCCUGACCAUAACAGGCCUGACUACCUGCCUCAUCGCCAACGACCUGCACUGGGCGAAGUCCACUUUGACGCAGCGCGUCCUGGUGUUCCUGAUUUGCUCUAUUGCUGGAGGAAUUUGCAUCGUCAUGCUGGUCACCUUCGCCCUGGCGUACCUGGCGGAGCGGCGCCAGAGGGCCGAGGCCAAGAAGGCGGAGGAAGCGUCAGCGUCGGCUGCCAGGCGCCUGAGCUGUUGCGGGGGUUCGGUUCUUGAGAGCAACACGCCAUCUGAAGCAGCAGAAAACUUCGUUCUGAUCAAAGCCUCGAAACGAUGGUUGCAGCCAACCCGCAGCCGGGGUUUGCAACGAGACCGAAAUUGGGGAAUGCUGAGGUGCAGUCGUGGGGUGUGUGUGUGUGUGUUUGUUUGUGCGCUCUUAUAA